UUCUUCUUCCAUAAACAACGCCUGAACACACAAAUUUUAAGCUUUCCUUCUCUCUCUAAAAUUCCUAAGUUCUUUGUUUCUGGUUUGAUUGAAUUCUGUGAUUUUGAAGGAAUCAGAAAGGUGAGAAACAUGAAUGGGAAAGCUGCCAUUAGCAAGGAGCUCAAUGCUAAACAUACAAAGAUAUUGGAGAGUCUUUUACGGCUUCCAGAGAAUAAGGAGUGUGCGGAUUGUAAAGGAAGGGCUCCGCGAUGGGCAAGUGUGAAUCUAGGAAUCUUUAUUUGCAUACAAUGUUCAGGUGUACAUAGAAGUCUUGGAGUGCAUAUAUCUAAGGUCCGGUCUGCAACCUUGGAUACAUGGAUACCGGAUCAAAUUUCGUUUAUGCAAGAGAUGGGUAACGAAAAGUCGAACAGUUAUUGGGAAGCAGAACUACCACCAUCAUAUGAUAGGAGUAAUAUUGAACACUUCAUUCGAGCUAAGUAUGACGAGAAAAGAUGGGUCUCAAGGAAAGCAACACAACCGAGCCAUAGACCAGAUUUCAACCAGGGACCAAACGAUACUAGAAAAUCCAGCAACAACUCUCAAAUGCCACAAACGACUUAUUCAGUAACAAGAUCUCAUACGGGAUCUUUAGAUAUGAAGACAAAGGGGAUUCUAAUACCUCCACCAAGGGCGACAUCACAAGUACCAGACUUUAAACAUGGAGGAUAUGAAGAGGGCGCAAGAAAGAUCACAUCCACCGCACCUCCGUGGGAUAAUUCCUGGGCAACAUUUGAAUCCGCAGAAGUAACAAAUCCAAGAGAUAUACCCAGACCAAGACGUUCAUCGGGAGAAGUCACAUUCGGGGAGUUACUACUUUCAACAUCACUACCAACGCCACAAUAUGGAACAAUGAGGGAGAUAGACAGUAAUAAAAUCAUCAGACAGCAGCAACACUACCCUUCUCCACCAACAUCUAUACAGACACAUGGCCGGAGUUCCAGUGAUUCUUGUGUGCGUCUUCGGACAAAUAUAAGUGUUGAUGAUUUACAGGUUACUGGAGGAAAGAAACCAACUCCCAGUGGGAAUUUUUUUUGAUAUAUAAUCAGAUCCGCGUAUAUUAUUUCCAUCAAUCUGGCAGUGUUUAUAACAACUAGACAACAACACUUGGAGAGAAAGACAACAUCCUGUGUCUACUGCAUCUAUACUCGAGCGACCUAUAUCACUUGCAUUAUCAGACCCACUAUCACCAAGAUGCAAUUAUUUUUUCCUGUCAGGGGGCGGCCUGAAAUUUUAUGCUUAUUGAACAAGAAGCAAAAUGGAAAUCUAAUCAUCGCAGUAACAUAAUUAUCAGCUGUGUUGCAACUCUUAUGUCGUCUAGUUUAAGGUUUUCGUGAAUGUCCCUCAGUUGAAAUUUGAGUUACUAAAAUGUUUGUGCCUAAAGUUAUAGAACUUCUUAAAUCAAUAAUGCUAAUGUCCAUGUUAAUCCUCUGACACUGAUGGUGAAGCAAGUUUACUACAAUAAGAAUUACCCUACGUA
Papaver somniferum (opium poppy) is the source of this 1516-nucleotide messenger RNA. RefSeq names its product probable ADP-ribosylation factor GTPase-activating protein AGD15. Gene Ontology annotation, molecular function: GTPase activator activity. NCBI's taxonomy places the organism in Eukaryota, Viridiplantae, Streptophyta, Magnoliopsida, Ranunculales, Papaveraceae. The transcript has 10 exons. The record is from RefSeq and is a predicted model, not a curated record. Bases 130 to 1074 code for a protein of 314 amino acids.